CCGUCAUCUCAAAUUCAACUACAGCUAGCCAUUGCUAAACCCUCCUAAUCCUAUCCUCCUCUCUCUCUCUCUACGCAAACGCAGUCACUUCAGCAGAGAGAAGAACCGACAAUGGCGGCCUCAUGUGCAUCUCUGUCCAACAUCAGCUCGGUUUCAACUCCACGAAGCGUGUCGCCGGUCAAAAUUUCGAGCUCACUUUGCUCCUUCGCGUCUGUCAAGCCUCCGAAAUGUGCAUUUUCUUCGCUGUCAUCAUCCAGCUCUCUCUCCGGUCUGACGCUGCCUCGUUGUGCGAUUAGGAGCAGAAGCGCCUCCAUGCCUUUCAGAGUCCGAGCUGUGGCUGAGGAAGCUGCAUUGCAAGCGAAAGUGACCAACAAAGUUUUCCUCGAUAUAAGCAUUGGAAACCCAGUAGGGAAGUCUGUGGGAAGAAUUGUAAUUGGCUUGUAUGGUGAUGACGUGCCACAAACUGCAGAAAAUUUCCGUGCUCUAUGCACAGGUGAGAAGGGAUUUGGUUACAAGGGUUCGGCAUUCCACCGUGUUAUCAAGGAUUUCAUGAUUCAAGGAGGAGAUUUUGACAAAGGAAAUGGCACUGGUGGAAAAAGCAUCUACGGACGUACCUUUAAAGAUGAGAACUUUAACCUGGUUCAUUCUGGACCUGGAGUUCUUAGCAUGGCAAAUGCUGGCCCCAAUACCAAUGGCAGCCAAUUCUUCAUUUGUACUGUCAAGACUGCAUGGCUGGACCAGAAGCAUGUUGUAUUUGGACAAGUUCUGGAGGGUAUGGAUGUUGUUAGGACGAUUGAAUCACAAGAAACCGAUAGAGGUGAUCGUCCGAGGCUCAGGGUUGUGAUAAGCGAUUGCGGUGAACUUCCAGUGGCUUAAGGGUGAUUUAGGGCCAAUGAAUGAGGCUUUUUUGUGAUGGGAUAAUCCUAAGAGGACAGUUGAGGCUUUGUCAAACUAUUUCUCUAUGUUGAGGGAAUUGUAUUUGUACUUGUCAUGUUAACUUUUCGAUAAUAAAUGAAAUUAAUUCUCCUUGACAUUUA
Salvia hispanica is the source of this 1037-nucleotide messenger RNA. Its product is annotated as peptidyl-prolyl cis-trans isomerase A1-like. Gene Ontology annotation, molecular function: peptidyl-prolyl cis-trans isomerase activity; cyclosporin A binding. The record is from RefSeq and is a predicted model, not a curated record. Lineage: Eukaryota; Viridiplantae; Streptophyta; Magnoliopsida; Lamiales; Lamiaceae. Gene Ontology annotation, biological process: protein peptidyl-prolyl isomerization; protein folding. Gene Ontology annotation, cellular component: cytoplasm.